Molecule: messenger RNA, 795 nt
Organism: Telopea speciosissima
Lineage: Eukaryota; Viridiplantae; Streptophyta; Magnoliopsida; Proteales; Proteaceae
Product: glycine-rich cell wall structural protein-like
Exons: 6
Coding region: 1-795 (264 amino acids)
Source: RefSeq, a predicted model, not a curated record
AUGGAGUUGGCAAUCUACGGAUCACUUGGUGUUCUUGCUAGGGAUGUUCCAAUUGUGAAAGAUGAGGACGAGAAGUUCCUUUCCCAUGGGAAGGGAGGUGGGUUCGGUGGCGGAUUUGGUGGUGGCGGCGGUGGGGGUGCUGGUGCUGGAGGUGGGUUCGGUGGUGGAGCCGGGGGUGGAUUUGGCAAGGGUGGUGGCGGCGGUGCUGGAGGUGGCUUUGGUGGUGGAGCUGGUGGAGGAGCAGGAGGAGGCAUUGGCAAAGGUGGUGGAAUUGGCAAAGGUGGGGGCAUUGGCGGUGGUGUUGGAGGUGGAAUCGGCAAAGGUGGGGGAAUUGGCGGUGGGGCUGGAGGUGGAAUCGGCAAAGGUGGUGGACUUGGAGGUGGCAUUGGAAAAGGAGGUGGUGGUGGUGGUGGAGUAGGAGGAGGAGGAGGUGCUGGUGGUGGAAUUGGCGGUGGUGCUGGAGGUGGAAUCGGCAAAGGUGGUGGACUUGGAGGUGGCAUUGGAAAAGGAGGGGGUGGUGGUGCAGGUGGUGGUUUCGGCGGAGGCAUUGGCAAAGGUGGUGGAAUUGGUGGGGGAAUUGGUAAGGGAGGUGGAUUUGGCGUUGGCGGAGGAGGAGGGUCUGGUGGUGGAGGUGGUGGGGGAUUUGGUGGUGGUGGAGGAGGAGGGUCUGGUGGUGGUGUAGGUGGUGGGUUUGGCAAAGGUGGAGGGUUUGGUGGUGGAGCAGAAAGAAUAAUGAACGAGGGACAUCUAUCUGUGCUCCAGAAGACCUACAACUCCAACACAUUCUUGGUUUAG